CACACCAUGAGGCUGUCUAGAAGACACGGGGCCUUUCUGCUGGCUUUCACACUGCUCUGCACCCUCUUGGGUCUUGGGUGCCCUCUAAUCUGUGAGGUGUGCAAAGGCUCGGGGCACACUUGCAGCGGGAAAAUGAAGACCUGUGAAGCCGGCAAAGACGCAUGCGUGGUUCUCGUGGGCGAGUCCAGCACAAAAGGCCGGAAGUCAGUGAGCACCUUCAAAGCCUGCAUGAAGUUCAAAGACUGCUACUCAGGCUUCGUGUCCACCACCAUGAGUCCCAAUGACUACAUGGUAUCCAACGCCCACUGCUGCCAGAGCGACAGCUGCAACAGCGGCUCGGUGCCCCCUCCCCAGAACAAUCGAACGGAGAACGGCCUGAUGUGCCCCUCCUGCAUUGCGCCCUUCCAAGAGACGUGUCCAGGAACCCAGGCAGCCCGUUGCGUGGGCCCGGAAACACACUGCAUCUAUUUUGCUGGCAAUGUGCAGGCUGGGAUCAUCAACACAAAAUUUGCCACAAGGGGCUGCGCUACGAAGAGCGCCUGCCAUACCAAGACUGGAGCGGAAGUGCCUUCGGCCUCCUACCUCUAUUUCCUGCGCCGGGCGGACUGCCUUCCAGCCCCCUACCCCCCUGGCAGGGGUGAGUGAAGAACUAAGGAGUAUGUGCCUCGAGGUCCCCAUUUGUCCUCAGCCUACAGCUCUCCAGGCGCCUGUGAAUUAAAACAGAUGAACAGAGCAAAC
Molecule: messenger RNA, 738 nt
Organism: Onychomys torridus (southern grasshopper mouse)
Lineage: Eukaryota; Metazoa; Chordata; Mammalia; Rodentia; Cricetidae
Gene: Pinlyp
Product: phospholipase A2 inhibitor and LY6/PLAUR domain containing
Exons: 5
Coding region: 7-645 (212 amino acids)
Cellular component (GO): extracellular region
Molecular function (GO): phospholipase inhibitor activity
Source: RefSeq, a predicted model, not a curated record